This is a messenger RNA of Prorocentrum cordatum, 1359 nucleotides long. The record is from the annotation of a GenBank genome assembly. Lineage: Eukaryota; Dinophyceae; Prorocentrales; Prorocentraceae.
AUGGCGGCGCCGUUCUGCCUCUGCAGGCAUUCCACGCCAUCCUGGAGGACCUGGGCCUCGAGGAGGACUGACAGCGACGCCGCCCACUUCCUCAUGGACAACGUUCACGUCUCGCGCGAGCACGGGCUCUUCAGCUACGAGCCCCUGUUGCAGAUGCUGGGCCUGCCCACUCCAUACUCAGGCGGUGGUGACGACGUGGGCGGCCACGAAGAACCGCCGCCAUCCGGCGGCGCGGCCUCUCCCCGGCCGAGCUUGGGCGAAGCCAUCUCGCCCCAGCCAGGCUGCGAGCCAAUAGCCGAUCCGCCACGGCAUGCAUGGACCCCUCGCUCCACCGACAUGGCGUCCACUCCCGCGGACGCGGCGAGCCCAGGCACCGAAGGAGACCGCUCCUUCCCGCUGGAGGCGGCGGCGGCGGAGGGCCGCGCGGCGCGGGCAGCCCCGCCGCUGCAGGCCGCGGCCGAGGACCCGGAGGGCAGCGCGGCCGCCCGCCCGGAGGAGACCGAGCAGGAGUUCUGGGCCAGGCAGGGCCCCGGCAUCCAGCGCCUCUUCUCCGCGUGGGAUGCGAACCAGCUGGCGAACGAGGCCUUCCUGGCGAUGCUGCAGUCGCAGCUCGGUGACCGCGUGGACAUCUCCCGUCCAGACAGCGAGUUCCUGUACGUCACCAACAAGCACAGGUCGGCCCGGAACAUGGGGUUCGCCGCGCUCAUGUCCGCCUUGCGGCGGGACGCGAAUCUCCGCCCCGCGCAGGAUAAGGCUCUACGGCGAGCCGACGCCCCCGCCGUCCUGCGUCAGGUCGGUGGCGGGGCGCUGCUGGCAGGAAGAGGCGAGGCGCGGCUGCUCCGGGCCCCCCAUUUCUCGGGCAGGAGGCACGCCGCCAUGCACCAGCUCGACUGCGCGAGCCAGGCCUCGGUGCCGCCCACGCCCCUCCACGCGGCUGGCAAGGCCACCGGUGCCGUGGUCGUGCCCGGCGCGCAGAGAGGUGGUCGCAAGCACUACCCGUACGGCUCCGACCUGGGCGAUUCCUCCAUUCCUCCCUCCCCAGGUGCCGAGUCGCGCAUCGCCUGGGGCGAGCCCCCUACUGGCGAAGGCUCGUGUUCGAGCACGCUCAGGCUGCAGACGGCGGACUCCGUCCGACCCGGCGCCCGCGCAGCGGCUGCGCUGGCGGCGGACGCCGCGGACGAUGCGCGGUCCGUGGGCGGGGAGUCGGUGCUGUCCGAGCUGACGCGGCGAGACCGCCGCGGCCACGGCAACAUCCUGACGUGGGGCGGCGACAGCCGCGACGUCACCCCCACGCGGAGGAGGCUGCAGGGCCGCGCGCCUGGCCAGCAGCGCCGCGCGGACUGUGACCGCAUGUGGUGA